Messenger RNA from Condylura cristata (star-nosed mole), 2964 nucleotides. Its product is annotated as basic proline-rich protein-like. The record is from RefSeq and is a predicted model, not a curated record. Lineage: Eukaryota; Metazoa; Chordata; Mammalia; Eulipotyphla; Talpidae. The transcript has 4 exons. Bases 1824 to 2753 code for a protein of 309 amino acids.
CCCACACCUGGCGAGCCACCUGGCUGCCACUGCUGGCUCUCCUGGCUGGACAGGUGGGAGCAGCCCUGAAGCCUGUUAGAGUGAGUCAGGGAGGGCGCUGGCAGAGGCCGCUCCCCCAACUGUCCCAGAGCCCCCCAAUUGCAUCUGGGUCCUCUGGCUGUAGGCCUCCUUGCCAUCCUCAGAGGCCCAGCACCUUGAAGCUUCUGGAAGGCCAGUGACGAUGCCAGAUGGGUCAGGCUUGCCCACCUUACUGCUGCAGCCUCCUCCCCAGUGGGGGCUCCCCAAACCCGCAUGAGCCCUUCUCUCAAAAAGGGGCUCCCCACUGACACCUAAGAGACAUCCAGGCCACACAGUGGACACCCCUGCCAGCGCACCCCAGUGCGCACCUUACGUGGAGCCUGCCCUCCCUCUGUGGCCCCCGUCUAGAAGGUUCUGGGUUGCAGAUGAUGCAGAUGUUCUCUUCUCGUGGACCCUCCGGUCAGCCCUUGCUCCCUGGUCUCUCCCAGGAAGGGAAACAGGCCAUGUAGGUGUCCAGAGUAACAGCCGAGCCCACCUCGCCCUGCCUGCACCCCCAGGAUGUCACCUCCUCCACACUGGCGGGUGGGAUGCGAUCUCUCUCAGACCCAGACCCCCAAACCUGUGCCUCCUUGUCACCAGAAGCUGUUCAAUGUCUGCGAAAAUGCCUGGCUGCUGGGCCCUCAGCAAUAGCAGAAUGCAAGAAGGCCCAGGAGUCCCCACCAGUCUGCUUCUGCAUGUUGGGAAGGGCGCAAGGGCGGGCCUGAGGGCAGACUCGGAAUUACAGCCAGGUCCGCCCUGUCCCCUUUGUCCACACUUGCAAUAAUCCAAGCAGCAGAGUGACGUGCAGCUCCUGCAACACCUCACCGCAGCACAUGUCCAGCUGUGUCCUCCCCGGGGCGGCCUGCCCAGUGCUGGCCAAAGGAACUGGAAUUCGCACAGCCCGCCCUCCACCAGCUCCAGGGACUCUCCACUUGCCUGGGGCCAUGGCUAUGCAGUGGCAGAGGACUGGGAACAAUUGUGGGUUCAAUACAAUGAAAGCUUGGGAUUCCAAAACUGGAGGCCUGUUAAAGACAGCUAUGGCGAGUUGCAGGCUGGCUUCCCCAUGGGGCUCCUGCCCCUGGCUGAAUACUGAAAUUAUUCAUCACUGGGGCCUGUCAGCCAUGCAGGGGGGUCACAGAGGAAGCACAGAGACACCUCACAGAGGCCUCCCCACUCAUACCAGCUUGAGCCUAUGAGCUUUUUGGUCAUGGCGGCCUGCACCUGGAGCCUGGGCCCACGGCAGCCUCUGGGAGGGCCUCAAGGCACCGGGCUGGGGAGCUAUGUGGCCAGGGUGGCUGAGGAGCCCCAUGCACAUGCCUGUGCGUGAGGCUCUCAGCCUGGCCAGCCCCACGGCCCCAUCAAGCAGCUGAAGGCGUAAAACCAGGCAGCAUGGCAAACCCUGUCACAAGGAGCCAUGAACAGCUGUUGUUGGAAGCGGCCAGCAGGUGGGGGCAACCGCCCCAGGACCCACGUCCUCUCAUCACACCCGGCAGGGGCCCGUGUGGCCCGGCUGCUGACGUCACAGGCCGCUGUCACGUGGCCACCCCGCACCCGUAGCUGCAGCCCCGCAGCUCCUCCAGCCUGCAGUCCAGCCCCCGCCACCUGCCUGUGGCGGGCCUUGCCCUGGGGCAUGCUUCUGGCCUCCCUUAUGGGAGACUCACCUGCUGAGACCCUGAGGAGCCCUCUCCACCCCGAGGGUCCGCCCAGGUCUCCAGACACCACUCACCGGCAGCCUCACCCUGUGCGUGAGGGGUGAGGUAGCAGCCAUGCUGCUUACCUGGCUGGAUCUGCACCUACACCUUGACUGGAAACACCCAGCAGGAAGGCGUGGCCGAGCACCCAUGUGUUGUAGACUGGGUGCUCAGAUCAGGCUGACGUCUCCUUCCUCCUCUCGAGGGUCAGUCACGUGGCUCCCGGGCUGCACCCCUGCCUCGGGCCUCUCUUUUGAUCAGAAGUUUGAGGGGAGCAAUUGGGCUUGUUUACUGUUGUGCUUCUCAAAGGUGGGCAGUCCCUGGCACAGGGUGUGCACACAACGAAGACCUGUGGGUGAUGGACAGUGGGUGAGCAGAGCCUCCCUGCUGGCAGCCAGCUCCGGUCUCGGCGACGCGGCAUUGCUCACACGUGGAGCUGGAGGCAGAAGCAGGCCAGCCUGCCGGCAGGGGCUGGCGGAGCUGACAGCCGUGGGCACGGGCGCCAGGAGCGCCGGCCAUGCUGCGUGGGGCGGCUGUGCUGAGGGCAGCAGAGCCUCACCUGCUGGCUUUCCCCGGCCACCUGCCUCUUCCCACUGGUGGUUUGAUCCAGCCAGCUCCGGCUCAUCGCCUCCACCCACCCCGGCAGAGGCACCGUGCCGGCGUCUGAGCAACCGAGUCAGUCCUGGGCCGCAGCUCGGCCGGAGGCCGCCUCCGCAGGCCAGGGACACAGGCCGAGCCGCCCUGCCGCCCUCUGCCCCCGCUCCGUGCUCCGUCCGGCCAGCGCGUCCCUGGACUCCAGGGCCCCAGGGGCCCUCCUCCGCCCCCGUCCCCGCCCCGUGGACGCUGAGGCCGGACACCGGACGGGGGAGGCGGCCGGAGAAGAGGCGACUGAGGCCGAGUGUCGCACGGCAUUUAAACGCCUGCAGGCGGCUCAGUAAGGUCUGGGGAGCCGCAGCGUCUAUAUUUACUCUAUCUGGAGCAGGCGGCUGGCGCUGUGCAUACUGAUGGCCUGAGGCCGCAGCGCUUAUCUCGGGGACCCAGGCGGCCCCUUAUCAGCCCUGCAGCUGCGCCGCCGCACUCCGCCACACCCCCACCCGCGGCCGCUCUGUAAUCAGAAGAGAAGAAGUUGCUGCCUUGAUAUUUCCAUUUUUAUCUCUUUUAUUUACUUCAUUUUAAUGUCUGGCGGGGAGUAUUUUCUGUGCCCGGCGGGGGUGCG